GUGGGCUCAGUUGAACUCGAUUAAAAUAAUCCGCAGCGGCCAAUUGCAGUCGAUCAAGAGAAGCGACGACUCGGUCCAGUUCUCCCACGCCUACAAUUGAGAUUCUUCCUGUCUUGGGAGAUCGAACGAAGCAGCAGAGAGGCUAAUCCGAGCUUCACCUCGAGACAUGGCAAGCAAAAGGAUUCAGAAGGAACUCGUGGAUUUGCAAAAAGAUCCACCAACAUCAUGCAGUGCUGGGCCUGCUGGAGAGGAUCUAUUCCACUGGCAGGCCACAAUUAUGGGUCCUAGUGACAGCCCCUAUACAGGAGGGGUGUUCUUUGUUAAUAUCCAUUUUCCUCCUGACUACCCCUUUAAACCUCCAAAAGUGAACUUCCAAACGAAGGUGUAUCACCCAAACAUCAACUCUAAUGGGAGCAUUUGCCUUGACAUCCUCAAGGAGCAGUGGAGCCCAGCGUUGACUAUAUCAAAGGUCCUCCUCUCCAUCAGCUCUCUCCUCACUGACCCCAACCCCGACGACCCCUUGGUCCCGGAGAUCGCCCACAUGUACAAGAAUCAGAGGCAGCGCUAUGAGGAGACUGCAAGGGCCUGGACCCAGAAGUACGCGAUGGGCUGAUGCCUAUCUCACUGAGAGAUGUCACUGUAUAGAUCAUUGCAACGUUGUAAGAAUUAAGUCGAACCAGUUUCCUGUCUUAUGAUUCUAUCCCGGAGACCAAGAUGUCUGUGUCAAUUAUACUGGCUUCUCAGAACAAAGUUUAUCUGUGUACAGUAAUGUCAAUAUUGAAUAAUCUGUGGUGUGCAUCCAAACUUUGGUUCA
This is a messenger RNA of Phragmites australis (common reed), 814 nucleotides long. RefSeq names its product ubiquitin-conjugating enzyme E2 28-like. Lineage: Eukaryota; Viridiplantae; Streptophyta; Magnoliopsida; Poales; Poaceae. The record is from RefSeq and is a predicted model, not a curated record. Gene Ontology annotation, cellular component: nucleus. Bases 167 to 613 code for a protein of 148 amino acids. Gene Ontology annotation, molecular function: ubiquitin conjugating enzyme activity. The transcript is spliced from 3 exons. Gene Ontology annotation, biological process: protein polyubiquitination.